Hibiscus syriacus is the source of this 2023-nucleotide messenger RNA. RefSeq names its product cysteine-rich receptor-like protein kinase 10. Gene Ontology annotation, molecular function: protein kinase activity; ATP binding. The coding region runs from base 1 to 1983 and encodes 660 amino acids. Lineage: Eukaryota; Viridiplantae; Streptophyta; Magnoliopsida; Malvales; Malvaceae. The record is from RefSeq and is a predicted model, not a curated record. Gene Ontology annotation, biological process: protein phosphorylation. The transcript has 7 exons.
AUGGGUAUGUUCAAAGCCUUGAUCACCCUGUUGUUAGUAAUAGUCAUUUCCUUGCUCGGUGAAGCUCAGCAGCCUAAUUAUCUCUACCAUGUUUGUCCGAACAACACUACUUUCUCCGGAAAUAGCACUUACCAAGCCAACCGCGAUAGCUUAUUGUCUUCGUUGUCGUCUAAUGGCAGCCGGGCAAAUGGUUUCUACAAUACGACCUCAGGCGGUGGUGCUGACAAGGUGUACGGCCUUUUUCUUUGCCGUGGGGAUUUAUCUACCACCGUCUGCCAAGGUUGUGUCACGUUUGCCGCCGAUGACAUUUCUAGACGUUGUCCCGUUGAAACAACGGCAGUGGUUUGGUACGACGAGUGCCUCCUACGGUACUCGAAUUAUAGUAUAUUUUCCCGUGUGGUUGAAGCACCUACAUUCGCCUUGGCUAACUCUCAGAAUGCCACCGACCUGGACCGUUUCAAUCGGCAAUUGCAAGCGGUGAUGAAUGAAACAGAAACCGAGGCCGCAAACGCAUCGCCGGGUGCUAAAAAAUUCGCGACUCGAAAGGUGGAGGCCAAUUUUUCAAGUGCUCUAAAUCUGUACACCCUCGGCCAGUGUACACGGGAUUUGUCAAGCACGGAUUGUGAUAAUUGUCUACGGUUCGUAAUUUCAAAUCUUCCGAGAGGAAGCCAAGGAGGAAGACGGCUGACUCCGAGCUGUAACGUCAUAUAUGAAACUUACCCGUUCUAUAAUCAAACAGCAGUCGCGCCUCCACCUCCGGCGACACCGCCUCAUCCAGGUUCAGUUUCAGGACGGAAUGGCCGAAGAACAUGGCCAAUAACUGUUGCCAUUGUUGUUCCAAUUACUGUCAUCAUGUUGCUUUUAUUCUCGGUGUGCUGCCUGUUAAAGAGGAGGGCAAAGAAGAAAUACAACUCUUUGCAGGAAGAAAAUGGGUAUGACAUAACCACUGUAGAUUCAUUGCAGUAUGAUUUUACCAUAAUUGAAGCUGCAACAGACAGGUUUUCAGAUGCUAACAAGCUAGGCGAAGGUGGUUUUGGUGAGGUUUACAAGGGUGUUCUUCCUAACAAACAAGAGAUAGCUGUUAAGAGGUUAUCAAGAGGUUCAGGAAAAGGUGCAGAGGAAUUUAAAAACGAAGUGGUACUGGUAGCUAAGCUUCAACAUAGAAAACUAGUGAGACUACUGGGAUUUUGCUUGGAAGGAGAAGAAAAGAUACUAGUAUAUGAAUAUGUGCCCAACAAGAGCCUGGACUACUUUGUUUUCGAUCCUUCAAAACAAGGAGAAUUGGACUGGUCGAGGCGAUACAAGAUCAUCGGAGGGAUUGCUCGCGGAAUUCUUUAUCUGCACCAGGAUUCUCGGCUUAGAAUCAUCCACCGUGAUCUCAAGGCCAGCAAUGUAUUGUUAGAUGGAGAAAUGAACCCCAAAAUAUCCGAUUUCGGCAUGGCAAGAAUUUUCGGAGUCGAUCAAACUCAAGGAACGACUAGAAGAGUUGUUGGAACCUACGGCUAUAUGUCUCCGGAAUAUGCAAUGCAGGGCCAGUUUUCGGGGAAAUCCGACGUGUACAGUUUCGGAGUUCUAGUAAUAGAAAUCUUAAGUGGCCAAAGGAACAGUAACUUCUAUCAAACAGAAGGUGCUGAGGACCUCAUUAGCUACGCUUGGAAACUAUGGAAAGAUGAGAGACCCCAAGAAUUGUUGAACCCUCUUCUGAGGGAUAAUUACUCGAGAAACGAAGUCGUCAGAUGCGUUCAACUUGGAUUAUUAUGUGUUCAAGGAGAUCCGGCCAAUAGGCCUACAAUGGCUACCGUUGUUCUAAUGCUUAAUAGUUACUCAGACACACUGGCAGUGCCUGCAAAGCCAGCAUUUGUCCUUCACAGUAGGACAGAUGGGAUGAUGCCAUACAAGGGGCUUGAAUCUGAUCAAUCUACCAGUCAAUCAAUGCCAUGGACUAUCAAUGACGCAUCCAUCACUGAAUUAGACCCUCGGUAAUAAGACUUAAUGGAUGCAUCAUCAUCAUAAUCAACCUCAA